Acomys russatus (golden spiny mouse) is the source of this 1251-nucleotide messenger RNA. It is a transcript of the gene Msrb1, whose product is annotated as methionine sulfoxide reductase B1. The transcript has 4 exons. The record is from RefSeq and is a predicted model, not a curated record. Gene Ontology annotation, molecular function: peptide-methionine (R)-S-oxide reductase activity. Lineage: Eukaryota; Metazoa; Chordata; Mammalia; Rodentia; Muridae.
AUGUCAUUCUGCAGCUUCUUCGGAGGCGAGGUUUUCCAGAAUCACUUCGAGCCAGGUAUAGCCUGUGGCAUUAGAGCAGGCAUCGCCUUCUGGGUGGCAGUGGAGUCCCUGAGCCAGGAUUGGCCAGACAUUGCUGGGUGCUGGCUCUCCCAGAGCCAACCAGUGCGCUAUGAGCAGGCAAUACAUGGCCUGGUGUGUGGUUACCUCCACAGUGGGCUCACGGCUCAUAUUGUCAUUUCCUGGGUCCCAUGUCAAGGAAAGCUUGUACUAGAGACAGGUGGAGUGGAUCAGUGUCUCUGCUUUUGCUCUUCCUCUGCUACAGGUAUCUACGUGUGUGCCAAGUGUGGCUACGAGCUCUUUUCUAGUCGCUCAAAGUAUGCACACUCUUCCCCGUGGCCAGCAUUCACUGAGACCCUCCAUGCAGACAGCGUGACCAAGUGCCCUGAGAAGAACAGACCUGAAGCUUUAAAGGUGUCCUGCGGGAAGUGUGGCAAUGGGCUGGGCCACGAGUUCCUGAAUGAUGGCCCCAAGCGGGGACAGUCCCGAUUCUGAAUAUUUAGCAGCUCACUGAAGUUCAUCCCUAAAGGCAAAGAAGGCCCUGCCUCCCAGGGGCACUAGGUGAGCCCUGAUAUGCCAGGAUAUGCAUGCCCACUUUUUGGCAGCCCCACGUUGGUUUCAAAACCCCUUAGGCAUUCAGACUUGGGGGCUGGGAGGUGGUUGAAGUGCCAGGAAGGCUCUGAAUGCCUUGUCUCUAAAUGGAAUCACCUUAGAUGAAGCACUUUUUGGAAAGUCUCCACUGUUCCACCAUGGUGGCCCUGGGGAUGGGGCUAAGACAUUGGCUGUUUUGAGCCUGUAGGAGACUCUGGGUUUAGGUCAUAAGCCUCCUCUUCCCCCUCAUCCUGCCACCCACCUCCUUGGCUGUCUGCAUUCACCCUGUGGGGCUUGACACUGGGGCUGGGUCCUGGUCCUCACUAAAGCUUGUGCCUGUCUCCUCCGGGCUGUGCAGGAGAUGGAAAUGUGAAUGGACUGCCCUGGCCAACUGCUCCAGCCUUGGUCACCGCAUGAUCUGCUCUGGCUAAACGCUUCUCUGCCAGCCAGGGUGGUGAUGAUCUGUGACCUCCGGGGAGGAGCACAGGCCGAUGCCGCGGACUCUUGGACCCUUGUCUUCUGGCUGAGAAAACAGCUCUGUUUCACAAUCUGUGGAUUCAGCUUGCCUCACUCUGGCUUGGGAAAGUGACUGUUGCCUCAUUA